GGCGGGGACCGGGGGGGCGGGACGCGCGGCCAGGCGCGCUGCGAUUGGCCAGCGGCGGCCGGAGGCGGGGCCGGGCCGCCGGUAUCUCGUGGGCCGCCUCAAAAGAGCCCAGGAUGUUGCAGAGCGCACUGGAGCCCUGGCCAGCGCGCAGCCUGCCCCGCGAGCUGGGUCUUGGGAAUUCGGGUUUGCUCUGGCGCCCUCGCUCUUACAAAACCACCGGAUCUUACAUGCCUCUGUGCCCCCCUCCGUCCGCUCCAUGUCCCCAUGCUCCUGCGCCGGCAACAGGACCUGUCCUCUGGAUGUCAGCUGAGUUACUAAGGUUUUUGCAAAAACUCAGACUGUUUUCCAAAGCAGAAGCGCUGGCGUCCACGGCAGAAGCAAUGGGCAGCGUGCGGACCAACCGCUACAGCAUCGUGUCUUCCGAAGAGGACGGCAUGAAGCUGGCCACCAUGGCGGUUGCAAACGGCUUUGGCAAUGGGAAGAGCAAAGUCCACACCCGCCAGCAGUGCCGGAGCCGCUUCGUGAAGAAGGACGGCCACUGCAACGUCCAGUUCAUCAACGUGGGGGAGAAGGGACAACGGUACCUCGCGGACAUCUUCACCACGUGCGUGGACAUCCGCUGGCGGUGGAUGCUGGUUAUCUUCUGCCUGGCCUUCGUGCUCUCGUGGCUGUUUUUCGGCUGCGUGUUCUGGUUGAUAGCUCUGCUCCAUGGGGAUCUGGAUGCCACAAAGGAGAGCAAAGCUUGCGUGUCUGAGGUCAAGAGCUUCACGGCCGCCUUCCUCUUCUCCAUCGAGACCCAGACCACCAUCGGCUAUGGCUUCCGGUGCGUCACGGACGAGUGCCCGAUCGCUGUGUUUAUGGUGGUGUUCCAGUCCAUCGUGGGCUGCAUCAUCGACGCCUUCAUCAUCGGCGCAGUCAUGGCCAAGAUGGCCAAACCCAAGAAGAGAAACGAGACUCUUGUCUUCAGUCACAACGCUGUGAUCGCCAUGAGAGAUGGCAAGUUGUGUCUGAUGUGGCGGGUGGGCAAUCUUCGGAAGAGCCACCUGGUGGAGGCUCAUGUGCGAGCCCAGCUCCUCAAAUCCAGAAUUACUUCCGAAGGGGAGUACAUCCCCCUGGAUCAGAUAGAUAUCAACGUUGGGUUUGACAGUGGAAUCGAUCGUAUAUUCCUGGUGUCCCCGAUCACCAUAGUCCAUGAAAUCGAUGAAGACAGCCCCUUCUAUGACUUGAGCAAACAGGACAUUGACAAUGCAGACUUUGAAAUUGUCGUGAUCCUGGAAGGCAUGGUGGAGGCCACAGCCAUGACCACCCAGUGCCGAAGCUCGUAUCUGGCCAACGAAAUCCUCUGGGGCCACCGCUAUGAGCCUGUCCUCUUUGAGGAGAAACAUUACUACAAAGUGGACUAUUCCAGGUUCCACAAGACUUACGAAGUCCCUAACACGCCCCUGUGCAGCGCCAGAGACUUAGCAGAAAAGAAAUAUAUCCUCUCCAAUGCAAAUUCAUUUUGCUAUGAAAAUGAAGUUGCCCUCACUAGCAAAGAGGAAGAUGACAGUGACAAUGGCGUCCCAGAAAGCACAAGUACGGACACGCCCCCUGACCUAGACCUUCACAACCAGGCAAGUGUACCUCUAGAGCCCAGGCCCUUACGGCGAGAAUCAGAGAUAUGACUGACGGAUUCCUUCUCUGGAAUAGUUACGUUCAAACACAGUCUGUUGGUCAAAGGCCCCAAACAGUGAUUCAGACGACGGUACUGGCGGAGAGGUGGGUCAAGGCAAGUGGCCACCAGGGACUGAGGCUAGCCUGGUGGCUUCAGAGGAAGACUCUCAGCUCAGAGAUGGACGGAACACACUCAACACACCUCCCCAUGACCCGACUGCACAUAGACAUGUUGUAGAAUAAGUUAUGGGGUGUUCUGUUUUGUUUUGUGUUUUUAUAAGACUUGAACUUGCAGGCAAGCCUUGGUUGGGUAUUGGACUUAUCCAGAAUGCUUCUCUUUGGGGAACAAGAAUGUUUUUAAUGGCAUAACAAAGGCAAGACUCUGCCUUAAUCUCGAAAAGCUGCUAACUACAUGAACACAAAUUAUAUUUUUGUUGCAGUGUAGUUUUUCUUUAGUGUAACUUAAAAGUCAGUAUUGAACUUGGUUGAAAGCUCAUGAUAUGCGCUUCAAAGUGCCAAAACAAGAGCCUGAUUUUUUUGAGGCCAGUAAUUUGUUUGCUAGAAUUGAUUUUUUUUUUUUUUCUUUCUCUCUCUCUCUCCUCUGGUUACAUAAGGGCAUUAUGUAACGCUAGCCAAAUGGUAGCCUCCGGGUUAGUUUUUUAUUUUUUUUCUUCAUGAUGUUAAUGGGUUAUCUCAAAUUUUAAGUUGGACUACCUAAAACGAAUACCAAAGAUAAUGCACAUUUUUGCACAGUGGAGCUUAUACUAAAAAGGAAGGAAAGCUCCAGAGCUGCCUUGAAAUCAACAGACAAUGACUUUGAACCUCAGCGAGACCUUGAACUGCCCUCCAGAAAAUAGGACAUCAACACACAUAGAGUCUAGGUAGGGAGCAUAGUGCUUUUAAAAUGUUGUUCUUUCGUGUGAUUUUUGUAUUAAAGGAGGGAGAAGAAAGGGAAAGGGAAGUUCUCACACAAGACACACACUAAACACCUCUUCUGUCCUGCGAGCUAGUGCUGGCCAGGCUAAUGCAUAAGGUGAGAGAUGGUGCCGUGCUCUGAGCUUGCUCCAGGUUUUCCCUGUUUGCACAUUCCAAAAUGGAUCCCAUAAAAUAAGACCUUGGUGGAAUUCAGUAGGCAUUCUCAAAACUGAGCCACCUAACAUGGAAGGUAAAUUAAGUCAAACCCUUGCAGUUGAAUACCCCUCCCUGACUGCCAGGAUGGUUCCAGAUGGACUUUGCCUUCGGAAAGAUGCCCCACCAGCAGCCCCCUGCGUGGUCCCUCCUGACCAGUCUGUCUGGAGCAGGUCCCACAGCAUCUGAGAGGGCUACGAAGGCCAAGGCCAAAGUAUGGAUGAACCUCUUUGGAUGUAGCACAUCAGCUUAAGUAUCCAAGAGGGAGAGGAACAUGGCUUUAUAUUCACGGUAGAGGGUAGGGAUGAAACUGUCUCAGUAUUUUAGGGUCACCAAGAGCCAUACAAAAUAAAACACAGUCACGAGUAAGGGAGAUAAUGGGCUAAAGGGUUAUGGCCCAUUGUACGCACACUCAUGCUUGAGCAUGAGCUGAUCCUUGUCCCCAUAGGAGACAUGGAUUCCCAGAAGCCUCUCCUGCCUGGCUGCCUGACUUGCUACCCACCAUUUCCCCCUCAAUCUAGCUGAGUCACGGAACUCUUUUUUAUUUUUUUUGUCUGAAGUACCCUAUCUGUGAAUUCCGGGUUACUGACUUUUCUUUUGAAUUGGAGUCUCAAAACCAACUCUCUCAUGGUGUUAAAUCCCUGUAUGCCAUUAAAAAGAAGCUUGUUCUAGAAUCCUGUAUUUGUGAAUCGAUGUGGGUCUUGAGCAGCCAUAUCUGAAUGCAGUGCCUGCAAUGAGGUCACCAGACCUGCCGUGGUCAGCCUUCAGAGUCCUUGGGUUUGAAGACGGUGGUGUUCUUUUCAUGGGAACCAACACAGAGAUGUGGAUGCUGUUUUGAAAUCCAAAUUGAGAGGCAGGUUUGGGAAGUUGUCUAGAGAGUUAGAGGAACUGGGACUGAGUGGACAAGACAAUCAACCAAAGAGGCAACUGUCUGGCCAUGGACACGAGGCUACCGAGGGCUUCCACUGCUGCUAUUUCGAUAUUUUUGCAAAGGAAAAUAAUCAAACCAAAGAGUAUUCAGUCACAUGUACUUUCAAUGAAGAUACAGUGGAGGGUAGGGCUGACCUCCGAGAAGAUUCCUCCCCAACACACAGCUGCCACUUAAAGAAAGAAUUGAAGUAUUUGCAAAGAGGGUGGGCAAGGGGGCAGGAACGAGGGAGGGACAUCUUUCAACUUCUUUCUGAAAUAGAGAAGAAAAAAAAAAUCUAACAUUUCUGGUGCACACAGGUUUGUUUGUCGUUUGUUUUUUUGUUUUUCAAGAAAAUUUUGCAGAAGCUAUGUUUUUAAAAGUGUACAUUUUAUAAAAUUUAUCAGAUAUUUUCAUAUUUAAAGCCAAAUGUAAAUAGAAGUCUGUAAAGGGGAAAAAAAAUUGCCAUGGAAAGUCUGAUUUCAGUGCAGCAAUUUCUGAGAACUAGUACCUAUAUGCUACCGGUUAGCAUGGUUUUAGCAAAUAUCUUCCCAGCCUUAUAAGGUUUGUAUUGCUAUGUUCUUCGGUUAUUUAUUUCAGCAUGGGCUGUUCAUUUGAAAGCUUUUUUCCUAGUUAUUAGUAUUGUAACAGUUACAAGCUUUAAGUGGCUUUUAUUUUAUUUUAUUUUAUUUUAUUUUAUUUUAUUUUAUUUGUGGUCAAGAGCCAAGACACAGGUAAUGCACUACAUUGUUUUGCUGCAUUUUACCUUCAAAACAUUUGUCCCUCCUGGGCCUCCUUCCUUCGUGCACACAUGCCACCAAGAUGCAGAUGGAAGAGACCCCGUGAACGUCUGGGGUCCAUUCUUGGACGCGUGUUGCUUCUUUAUUGCAAGCGAACCCUCGCUGAAUUCACGUAGGACUCACUCCCUUUUAAAGAAGUCACUGCCCACGUCUGGCUGGGCAUCAUAUUUUUGGAAGGAGGCAUAGAUUCUCGGUUAUCCUAUUUUUAAAGAAAAUGUAGACAAAGUGAAUCUAUUUUGAUUAUGGAGAAAGGCAUAGUUUUCUACCCCUCUACACGUAUACUUGAAUCAGACAUUUCAAAGAUGUCACACGAUAGCACUGUAGUCCUUUCCAAAUUCCUGGAAAAAGUUUUCACCUUAAAAAAAAAAAAAUUCUCUCAAUGCGUUAUUUCUCCCUUUGCUUCCUUUCUUCCCUACAAACUCCCAUCCCAAACCUUGAUGUUUCUUUCAUGAGCUGUACCCAACUCUCCCUCCCCUGUCCCAAAUUAUGUUACCCUUGCAAAUAACAAAUGUCAGUUCACGUUGUAAAAACCACUUGGUAAAGGCAAGAAGCUUGUCCUGACUGGUAAAGUGGGUUCUUUUUCACUCUGUGUCUGCUCAUGGUAAGGUGGGAAAAAAGUGUUGCAUUCAUUCCCAUCCCCUCACUCCCCACUAGAAUCUCUUUUCUGGUGACACUGAGUUCAGCUCUGGUCUCCGGCGAGUUGCACAAGCUGGGCCUCGGACAAUCGCGAUAGUUCCUAUUUUCCCGUUUGCCGUCCUUUUGUACCUAAAGUCUUCCUAUUGUACUGCACAAACCAUGGAUUGUACAUAUUUUUAUAUAUUAUGUCUUAUUUUAUUAUUUCUAAAUAAAAACGUAAAUGUUGAACACAAA
Pipistrellus kuhlii (Kuhl's pipistrelle) is the source of this 5358-nucleotide messenger RNA. RefSeq names its product potassium inwardly rectifying channel subfamily J member 2 (gene KCNJ2). The transcript has 3 exons. Gene Ontology annotation, cellular component: plasma membrane. Bases 114 to 1664 code for a protein of 516 amino acids. Lineage: Eukaryota; Metazoa; Chordata; Mammalia; Chiroptera; Vespertilionidae. Gene Ontology annotation, biological process: regulation of monoatomic ion transmembrane transport; potassium ion import across plasma membrane. Gene Ontology annotation, molecular function: inward rectifier potassium channel activity. The record is from RefSeq and is a predicted model, not a curated record.